This is a messenger RNA of Seriola aureovittata, 970 nucleotides long. RefSeq names its product caveolin-3-like. NCBI's taxonomy places the organism in Eukaryota, Metazoa, Chordata, Actinopteri, Carangiformes, Carangidae. Gene Ontology annotation, cellular component: caveola. The record is from RefSeq and is a predicted model, not a curated record. The transcript is spliced from 2 exons. Gene Ontology annotation, molecular function: connexin binding; molecular adaptor activity; transmembrane transporter binding. Bases 108 to 608 code for a protein of 166 amino acids. Gene Ontology annotation, biological process: regulation of membrane potential; caveola assembly.
CAGGGUUGGUUAACACUGAGUGGGGUUUCAGUUUAUACACUGCCACUCCCAGCCCUCCGAGGCUCUGACUGCAGCCAACACAUCCGGCCUCUCAUCGUGGCUCCCCUAUGCUUUUUAUCUCAGCUUCAGCCUCAGCCUGUCAGAGGAACGGGAUCAUGUUCAACAGUGACUUCAGCCAGGAGGAGAAUGUCAGCAGGCACAGCCUCACCCGGGAGGUCGACCUCAUCAACAGGGACCCCAAGCAAAUCAACGAGGAUGCGGUCAAGGUGAACUUUGAAGAUGUGAUCGCGGAGCCUGUCGGCGUGCACAGCGUGGACGGUGUGUGGAAAGCCAGCUACACCACCUUCACAGUGUCAAAGUACUGUUGUUAUCGCUGCCUGACGGCCAUCUUGGGCAUCCCUCUGUCACUGAUCUGGGGCCUCCUGUUCGCUUGUCUGUCAUUCUGCCACAUCUGGGCUGUUGUGCCCUGCGUUAAGAGCUGUGUGAUCGAGUCCCAAUGUCUGAGUCGAAUCUACUCGCUGGUCAUACACACCUUCAUUGGCCCAUUCUUUGAGGCAUGGGGGAAGAUGUACAGCGGCGUGAAGGUGGUUCUACGCAAGGAGACAUAAGUGCUUUAUUCCAGCAUGAAGACCAAGUACUGAACAUUUCUCUUUAAAAAAAAAAAAAAGCAAACUUAAUAGUUGUCAUUGUUGUUUCAAUCUAAAAACUGUGUAACCAUGAAUUUCGCUCUUUUUCUAAUCCUAUGCUGAAGUCUGCCAAACUUUAAAUAAAUAAUGUUUAAAAUGAAUUGUUUUAUUCCACUACGAUGAUACUGAUCACUCCCACAUGUCGUGACAGAAAAAUUAAAUCAUCGUUAUACAUGAUAAAUUCAAUUUUGCGGCACUUAUUGAGACAUGUGAAUGUGAGUUCCCCUCCUUCACGUUAAAGCUCCCUGCGGCUGUAAAGUUUUCCUUUGACAACUUACCAGGUU